Molecule: messenger RNA, 1769 nt
Organism: Chanos chanos (milkfish)
Lineage: Eukaryota; Metazoa; Chordata; Actinopteri; Gonorynchiformes; Chanidae
Gene: nipa2
Product: NIPA magnesium transporter 2
Exons: 6
Coding region: 181-1269 (362 amino acids)
Biological process (GO): magnesium ion transport
Cellular component (GO): membrane
Molecular function (GO): magnesium ion transmembrane transporter activity
Source: RefSeq, a predicted model, not a curated record
UCAAGAAGGAAACUAUGCUAUAUACAAAAUGUAAAAGAGCAUUCUUCUUGAUACUAUUAAUCUGACCGGCACCCUCGAUUAACCACAGGGAUAAUAUCAGGCACUGCGGUUGGUCAGGACUGCCGUACCGGUCAGCAUCUUCUCUGUACAGUCAUCAAUGUGACGGAUAGCCUCGACAUUAUGGGUCAGGACAGAGGGAAAUAUGAUUUCUACAUCGGGCUUUCACUUGCCGUCAGCUCCAGCAUAUUCAUCGGUGGCAGUUUCAUUCUCAAGAAGAAAGGGCUUCUUCGACUGGCUAAAAAAGGUUCCAUGAGAGCAGGACAAGGAGGUCACGCAUACCUAAAAGAAUGGCUUUGGUGGGCUGGGCUAUUGUCAAUGGGGGCUGGAGAGGCUGCCAAUUUUGCAGCGUACGCUUUUGCCCCAGCAACCCUGGUCACCCCGCUGGGAGCUCUGAGCGUGCUCGUCAGUGCUGUUCUUUCCUCAUACUUCUUGACGGAGAGGUUGAACUUGCAUGGGAAGCUUGGCUGUCUGCUGAGUAUACUGGGCUCCACUACGAUGGUGAUUCACGCCCCACAGGAAGAAGAGAUAGACAGCUUGAAAGAUAUGGCUAAGAAACUGGUCGACCCAGGCUUUAUGGUGUUUGCCACCAUCAUCAUCAUCGUAGCCCUUAUCUUCAUCUUUGUGGUGGGCCCACGGCACGGCCAGACCAACAUCCUGGUAUACAUCACCAUCUGCUCCGUGAUUGGUGCUUUGUCCGUGUCCUGCGUAAAGGGGCUGGGCAUCACCAUAAAAGAGGCCAUCUCUGGGAAACCCGUGAUCAGGAAUCCGUUAGCCUGGGUUCUACUGUUUAGCCUGAUAGCCUGCGUCAGCACGCAGAUUAACUACCUGAACAAAGCCCUGGACAUCUUCAACACCUCGCUAGUCACCCCAAUCUACUACGUCUUCUUCACCACGUCCGUGCUCACCUGCUCCGCCAUUUUGUUCAAGGAGUGGGAGCAUAUGGGCUCUGACGACAUCAUCGGGACGCUGAGCGGUUUUGUCACCAUUAUCGUCGGGAUCUUCCUGCUCCACGCCUUCAAGGAUGUGAACGUCAGCCUGGCGACGCUAGCCGUCUCCAUCAGGAAGGAAGAGCGGAACGGACCCACUCCUAACGGACACACUUCUUAUGAACUGCUGCAUGAGGAUGUGACAGAAGAAGUGGAGGACAGGGAGAUGGGUUUGCCGUUCGACAGCGUCUCCAGGAGAAACGGCACUACAGCAACCGCAUAGGGCAAAACAGUAAAAAAGGAAAGGAGAAAAGAAAAAUAGGGACCACAGCACAGAACCAUAACCAGCUAAAGGUGUGGUGGGACAGCUGAAGGGACACUUAGCUUUUGUUUAGGAUGGAGAUAUUUAAAAAACAAACAAACAAAAAACCUUAAGACAAUCAAUUCUAUGGGCAAAAAAAAAUAGAGAGACUUUGAGGACCAACCGAUUGUACUGAGGGUUUUUCUUGGCCUUACUUUUUUUGUUUUUUUUUCUUUCUUUCUUUUUGGACUUAACUGGGCUACAUGGUGAGAGUUCACCUCAUUCCUCGUGUAGCAGUGUAAAUACUGUACUGUUUGUUUUUAAGAGCCUUUUGUUACACUCUCUGUACAGAUAAAUCUGUAUUUACAUGCACUGAGUUCCUUUCUACAAAAUCAACUUAUCAAUCGCUUUGUCUUUAUAAUAAAUCCAACCCAUGUGAAAACAUGAGAUACUAUUAACUUAUAUACCUGUGGUGCUGUCAA